Messenger RNA from Leguminivora glycinivorella, 1445 nucleotides. Its product is annotated as protein abrupt-like. Lineage: Eukaryota; Metazoa; Arthropoda; Insecta; Lepidoptera; Tortricidae. Gene Ontology annotation, biological process: regulation of transcription by RNA polymerase II. The transcript is spliced from 6 exons. Gene Ontology annotation, molecular function: protein binding. The record is from RefSeq and is a predicted model, not a curated record. Bases 103 to 1317 code for a protein of 404 amino acids. Gene Ontology annotation, cellular component: nucleus.
GUUUGUUUUCUGUUUGCUUUCUCUGAUCUUAAUUAUUUUGUUUAUUAUUUUCCUUAAUUUUUCAACAAAAACUGCCAGCCACAUGCUGCGUUUCUUUCAGUAAUGGCGAAUCAGGAAAUCAGUUUAAAAUGGAACGGGUAUCAAAACAACAUUUUGACGAAUGUAAAGGGCUUGUUUGAGGACGAGGGGCUGUCGGAUGUAACAUUGGUUUCCGAGGGGUGUAGCUUCAAGGCUCACAAAGUUAUAUUGUCAGCGAACAGUUCAGUGUUCAAGACAAUUUUCCAGCAAAACCCCCACAAGGAUCCUAUAAUAGUGCUUCAUGACAUCAAUACGGCGUCUCUGCGAACGUUGCUGACGUUUAUGUACAAUGGGGAGGUGAAUGUGACCGAGGAGUUCCUGCCCGUGUUGUUAAAGACCGCGGAGGCGUUGAGGAUCUGUGGUUUAUCGACGGGAACCGAAAACGCACGAGACGAUGAGAAACCGGCUAGUACAACAACUACACAACCAGCUAAAAAACGCAAGAAAAGCGAAAAUGAAGAUAACAACAACAAAAUUAAGAAAACUGCCCCGACACCUCCUAAACCUGAUACUGGCACCAACCUUACUACCACAGAUUCCUUCAAAAAUAAUAACAUAGUGCCAAAGCUCGAGCCUAUUGAUUCACCCUUAACCGAUUACUCCGGAGAGAAUACCAAUGACACAGACAUCGCCCUCCUAGAUGAUGAGAAAAAAUACUCAACGAGCCCUGAAAGUUUCUCAAGCAAAUCAACCACCGCUUCAGGAAUUAAAAAAUGGAUCAACGAAGUCAGCAGCACUCAACCUUGUCUUAAUAUUAACGAAAAAGCCAUAGACAAUAUUGAUGAUGAUAAGGAAAGCAUUGAGAUAGACAAGGAGGUUGAGACAGUCUUGCAGAGUGGCACUAUCGUUGAAUCUCUUAGCAUUACAACGGAGAACUUGAAUGCUGUGUCUAGUGAGGCGCAGAAUUGUAAAGAUAAAAACACAUGUUAUGCCAACCCGUUGUUUCCGUGCCCGUUUUGUCCCCGCGUGUACAACAGUUGGGGGUACAGAAGGAGACACGUCAAGUCCCGACAUAUGACGAACAGAUUGUCCUGCAAAUGGUGCGUCUCCAUUCUCUCGUCGACCGGUGCGUGGUACUCCCACGCCACCCGCGCACACGGCGUGCCCCACGAAGAGGCACGGAACUCUCUAGUAGUGAUGGUAGAAGCGCACGCUGUACUGACCUUGAAUGAACCCAGUGUGGCCCAGUUGCUGGGCCAAGUGGGGAUGGGAGAUGGGAAUACGGAAAAGGCUGCUUAACAAACCUUAAGGUAGGAUUUUUGAGUCUUUUUGGGCAGGGGGUCGACUUAGGUGGUUAGCAAAGAACGGCAUUGGAACACAUUUUCGGCAUUUUUAUCUAAAUGAAUCCAAAUAAUUUACUAUUGUUG